AUGCAAUAAUCAUUAUUCUUUCAUAUUAGGUAAUUCUUUUUACAGUUUGAUAUGUUUGGAUAGCCCCCUACAUUUAGAAUUUUAGGGAAAUAAAAAUAUAAUUCAAUUUUAGGGGCAUUUUCAACAUUAGGGACUAUAUUUUUUGCUCUAGCUUAUUUAGUUGUUGGGAUUUAAGAAUUAAUAGCCAAAGAUUCUCCAAAUGUGAUUUAAUCGGAAAGAUAAGUGAUAGAAACAUCAGUAUAUCUCUGAUAUAUUUAGCCAUUCUUUCUAAAUAGAAAUAAUUUCACUCUUGCAAUUACCAUGGCUGAUCUUAAUAGUUAACCUUUAGCAACAAUAAAUAAAUUUUUUACAAUUUAACUUAAAAAUUGUUAAACUACUAGAAUUUAUAAUGAAACAUCAUAGACUUCUAAUGUUACAAGAAAGUAAAUUAAAUAUAUAUUUAUAAUAGUUGCACAAUAAUACCUUUGGAAGCAUGUACUUAAGAGCAUUUUUUAUCUGAAACAUAAAUUGAUUACUUUUCUAGAAUUAGAUUAGGUUCUGUAUAAUGUAUCUAAAAAGAUUAUUGGGAUAGUCAUCCACCUGUAAUGAGAAUUAUUAUUAAUUUAUUAGGUAUUACAAGGAAUUAAGACAAGUCCUAUAUAUUCAUCUUUAACUAUAACUGUUUCAGUUUGUAAAAACUCUACUAAUAAAAGUGAUUGUGCUCCAAUGGAAGAUAUUAAAAAAUAACUUAAUUCUGGAUUUUAUGCAGUUCAUUUAAGUGAUUCAUUAUUACAAAUGAAUAGAGCUGUAAAUAUGUCUUUAGAUGUAAUUAAUAUCUAAUAUUACACUUUUUCAAUAACAACAUCUAAAAAUAUAUUUUAGUAAUUUAAAGUUGUUGAUACAAAGACAGAUUCUGGAGUAGUAUUUUCAGAUAUAUCUGAUUAAUAAGUGUUGAUUUAAGAUGUUGCAAGAGAGUCAACAGACUUAUACAAUAAUGAAUAUUUGGUUUAUCAUAAUAUAAAUCUAAGUUCAAAAUAUAGUGAAUAUUAAAGAUCAUAUGUUAAAAUUUAAGCAAUUUUAAGUAGAGUUGGAGGUUUAUAUUAAAUGAUAUUUUUAUUAUUGGCAGCAUUUAUUAAACCUUUAGUAUAAUUAAUGUUGGAUAUUGAUAUGGCAAAUGAACUAUUUAAAUUUAAUUGCAAUAACAAAAAUAAAUUAAAUAUAUCUGAGGAUAAUAAAGUUGUUGAUGCAUUGGCUGGAAUAGUAAGAAGUAGAAAAAGAUUAUUAUCUCCAAGAGAUACUGGUAGAUUAAAUAGUGAAAAUAAUUAGGAAGCUAUUGUUGUAAUAAUUGUAGACUAUAUAGAAUGAAAGUUUGAAUAUAAUUUUAAAAAAGAAUAAUUAAAUAAGUAGAACAAUAAAAACAAUAAUUUCGAUAUUUAUUGGUUGUGAUAAAGAGAAGAAAAAGAUGUUAGAAAUGGCUAAAGAAAAAUAUAUGGAGAAAUUAGAUGUGAAAUUAAUAAUUUAAAAGUUAUAUGAAUUUGAUUAACUAAGAGAUAUUAUUUUAACAACAGAAUAAAAGAAAUUAUUUAAAUAUUUGCCUAAACCAGAUAUAGUUUAAGAUUUAGAAUAAGCAAAAUGUUUAGAUUAAUCAAAGUAAAAUUAGUAAUUGCAAUCUAUAGCAAUUUAAGAAGCAUUUGAAGCCUAUGAAAAAGUAUUAUCUUAAGGUUUGAAAUCAGGAGUUAAUUAAAAAUUAAUUUAAUCUUUAGAUCCAGAAGUAUAAUAGCUUUUUUAAUCACUUUAAAAAAGUUAAGCAAAUUAGAAUUAAUUUUUAAAUGAGAUACCUUUGAAUCAAUCUAAAGUCAGAUUUGAUGUUGGUGAUUUAGCAGAUUGUUAAUCAAUAUAUGAAGAUUGUAACACUAAUCCAUAGAGAAUAUACACAAAAGUUCCAAAAAGAAUGAAUAAAUAUCAUGAAACAUAAUGA
This is a messenger RNA of Paramecium pentaurelia, 1957 nucleotides long. The record is from the annotation of a GenBank genome assembly. NCBI's taxonomy places the organism in Eukaryota, Ciliophora, Oligohymenophorea, Peniculida, Parameciidae.